Molecule: messenger RNA, 1292 nt
Organism: Gigantopelta aegis
Lineage: Eukaryota; Metazoa; Mollusca; Gastropoda; Neomphalida; Peltospiridae
Product: plasminogen-like
Exons: 2
Coding region: 131-886 (251 amino acids)
Molecular function (GO): endopeptidase activity; signaling receptor binding
Source: RefSeq, a predicted model, not a curated record
CUGUUUAUUAUGCAUAACAUUGGCAACAAGAACUACAUUUAUACACAACCAACAGGAUUGUUUUUAAUAGACGUAAUAGACAAAUGAUUCUAAGUGUCGAUGAAUGAUGCAACUAUGGGAAAGGAAAUAGAUGCAAUGUAGUUUUACUCCUAUAUUUCGUGUUUCGUUGUUUAACCAAAGAGGUCGGAGAACUAAAUUAAAGAUAAACAAGGUGUUACAUGUCCAACAGACAAUGAAGUCUUGCGUCCAGGUUUUACACGUUCCAUGUUGUCUAGCCAUCUUGUUACUUGUUUACUGUUCUUUGUGGAUGGUAGACAGCGAUCCUACGUGCUCACGUGAACCAGUACGCUUUAAACGUGUUUUGUGCUUCGAGGAUUUUCGCGCCAGAGAACUAGACGUGUACAAUGUGAGUAGGAAUACAUUUUCCACAUGCGUCAAGGACUGCGCGGAGAACCAACAAUGCAGGUCUGCUUUAUUCGACAGCCGCCAUGACACUUGUACAUUUUAUCGUGAGAAACUCUCAAAUAAUUACAGUGUGGACGGAAAUUCAAUCACUGGGCUAAAGUAUUUUAUGAUGUAUUAUAAACUAGACGACUGUGAUUCUUCGCCACAACCUGAAUGUUACCGUGUUGUCAACGGACACGUGGUGUAUGCCGGGAGAAAGAUGACCACCGAAUCUGGAAUCACGUGUCAGAGAUUUGACCAGCAAACACCACACGAACACAGUCGAACCAACCCGGCUAGUUAUCCAGACGCAUCUCUUGCUGCAGCAGAAAACUUCUGUAGAGAUCCUGAUGGAGAAGGCUUUCCGUGGUGUUACACGAUGGAUCCAGACAUCCGAUUUCGUUCAUGCGGGAUUCCUCUGUUGAAACAAAAUAAGAAAUAAAGCUAUGUAUGGACUUUCGAACAGCCAUGCUUACUUUGCUGAUGCUAUGCUUGCUGCUGUAUACAAUUUAUUUCGGGGUUCUUAAUAGUUCUGGUUCCCUGUGCACACUGGAUCGAGAUUGUGUUUGUGUAGACCGGAUAUUUCUGUCUCUGUAAAGCUUUAUUUCAUGUUUUAUAUAUAUAUAUUUUUAAUGAUCUGUCUGUUGUAAAAGCCAUUGAACAUAUGAUAUAAAUAUAAAAUAAACAAAUCAUAAAUAUAAAAGAUAUUCGGUCUAGUGUCAGUAUGACUUCCUCUUUGAUAAAACUAUUAAUGCGCGCAGACCUUUCGCUUAUUACUGCAAAACGGAUUUACAUGUUAUUACAUUAGAAGGCGUCCAUUUUGUAAACAUUAAACGGUUUUUUGUUGU